AUCGUGACCACUGAAUGUUUCACUGACAAUGGCAUUGAUCACAAUGCGGUGAUCGACUUAUUCCAUGGAUCAACUUCGAGUAUACUCCCUCAGCGUUACUCUGCCAGAUUGAUACCAUUACCUGGAUUAUUGUCCCUCCGACUGGGGUAUUACGUACGGUAACGACCGCUUCCGGCCUCGGCUCCCCAUGCCUUAGGCAUUGAUCCUUAUCGGUCGGCACCUGACAGCUCCCCGAUGAUUAUCUUACCCGAAUCCCGCGGGCAACUCAGAUCGGCGCAAGUUUUCUGGAGGUCAAAUAGAUAACACACUUUUCCCCUCCAUGACCACCUCGUCCCUCAUCUUCCUCUGAUCAUGAGGAUUGGUCCUUUUCAACUAUCAAUCAUCACAUACUCGGAGGGAUGAUUGAGCUCGGUCUUAGUCGCAUAGUCCGCCUUCUCCAGCAGACGCCGCUGACUUGGAAGGCAAUCCAUAUUGCUGGCACCAAUGGCAAAGGGUCCAUCAGCGCUUAUCUCUCCCACCUGUUGUCGACGGGAGGUGUUCGCUGUGGCCGUUUCACCUCCCCGCAUCUGAUUGAUCGUUGGGACUGCAUCACAAUCGGCGAGAAAGUCGUCCAAGAGUCACUCUUCCGGCAGAUCGAAGCUAGAGUCAAGCUUCGAGAUCAGACGCUGGGAAUCGGUGCGAGCGAGUUUGAGCUACUGACUGCAACUGCAUUCGAGAUCUUCAAUCAUGAGCGCGUUGACAUUGGGGUGGUGGAGGUGGGCAUGGGCGGUCGCCUGGACGCAACGAACAUCCUGACCGACGUCUUGGUCUCCGUCAUCGCAAAGAUAGGCCUGGACCAUCAGUUCCUCCUCGGCGAUACUAUCGAAGAAAUCGCAAGGGAAAAGGCUGGAAUCAUGAAAUCGGGUGUUCCAUGUGUUGUAGACGGUACCAAUUCGCCUGAAGUGCUCCGAACCCUCGAAGACCACAUCAAGGAACUCGGCAUCGACGCGAUCUUCACACGCCCCGAUACUCCAGAGUAUCACUCCCCAUCGCUCGGUCGGCUCUUUGCUACACUCGAUCUCCUACCUCACCAGCGAGCGAACAUGUCCUGUGCGGUUUCGGCCUUGAAACUUGCUCUGUCCCGAUUCCGUCCCGACAUCGACGUCGAUGUGCUCGUUCCACAACUGUCAAAGGUCGAGUGGCCGGCGCGCCUACAAAAGCUUGUUCUGAAACCAUUGGCAGAUCGUGAAGAGCCUGUUCUGCUGGAUGGUGCCCACAAUACUCAGUCGGCGGAGGUUCUCGGAGAGUAUGUGGAUUACAAACUUCGUCCGCAAGGUACGAACGUCACCUGGGUUAUCGCGGCCUCCCGCGGUAAGGAUAUAGAAUCCUUGUUUCAUUCUAUAAUCAAGGCGGGCGAUCGAGUAGCGAUCACUGCGUUCGGACCCGUGGAUGGCAUGCCCUGGGUCAAGGCCAAUGAUCCAGAAGAGGUGGCUUCAUGUGUCCGAUCAAUCGCGGGUAUUGGACAAGUGCAAACCUUUGGGGAAGACAUUUCCGGCGCUAUCCAUUGGGCUUGUGAACAAGCUAGUGGCGGCCCAUUGGUCAUUGCUGGCAGCCUCUACCUGGCGUCGGAUGUUCUACGUCUUCUCCGGGAAGCACAAAAGCAAUUAUAAGUCA
Aspergillus piperis CBS 112811 is the source of this 1653-nucleotide messenger RNA. RefSeq names its product dihydrofolate synthase. Gene Ontology annotation, molecular function: dihydrofolate synthase activity; ATP binding; tetrahydrofolylpolyglutamate synthase activity. Gene Ontology annotation, cellular component: cytosol; cytoplasm; mitochondrion. The record is from RefSeq and is a predicted model, not a curated record. The transcript has a single exon. Gene Ontology annotation, biological process: folic acid-containing compound biosynthetic process. NCBI's taxonomy places the organism in Eukaryota, Fungi, Ascomycota, Eurotiomycetes, Eurotiales, Aspergillaceae. Bases 399 to 1649 code for a protein of 416 amino acids.